Molecule: messenger RNA, 1777 nt
Organism: Gamsiella multidivaricata
Lineage: Eukaryota; Fungi; Mortierellomycota; Mortierellomycetes; Mortierellales; Mortierellaceae
Product: cysteine desulfurylase
Exons: 5
Coding region: 191-1624 (477 amino acids)
Biological process (GO): [2Fe-2S] cluster assembly
Cellular component (GO): mitochondrion; nucleus; cytosol
Molecular function (GO): cysteine desulfurase activity; pyridoxal phosphate binding
Source: RefSeq, a predicted model, not a curated record
AUAAAAGUCGUCUCUUUUCUUUACCCCUUCCACUGCAUCCCACUGCACUCCAACUCCACUCCUCCGCAAAUUACUCCUUCCUCCCCUCUAUUUACGCCUUCUCCUUCAUACCUUUCCUUUCCGUCUUUUACUUCAUCUUCCUUUAACGUCCUUACUUCAGCAACUCCACUCACUCAGUCCACAAAUUAAUAUGUCUUUUGUUCGUCUUGUCCAGCGCAACCCGGUCAGCCUAUUGCGCAGCCUGCCUCGGUGCCAACCCAGGACCCUUCCCGCCACCCGUUUUAUAGUCUCCCCUGCUGCUGCCGCCUUCCACACAACCGCAAAGCGACUGCAGAGCACAGAAACGCAGGUCCUGAUCACCCCUUCAACAGAGUCACUUGGAUUCGAGGUCUCAGGUGUCAAGGAUGCAAACAGUCGUCCCAUUUACAUGGAUAUGCAGGCCACUUCACCCACGGAUCCCCGCGUGUUGGAUGCAAUGCUGCCAUACAUGACCGAGCUCUACGGAAACCCACACUCGAGAACACACUCUUACGGCUGGGAGACCGAAAAGGGCGUGGACCAGGCUCGUGAGGACAUUGCCAAGCUAAUUGGCGCUGACUCCAAGGAGAUUGUGUUUACAUCGGGUGCCACAGAGUCCAAUAACCUCAGCAUCAAAGGAGUCGCUCGCUUCUACAAAGGAAAAAAGAACCAUAUCAUCACCACUCAGACUGAGCACAAAUGCGUGUUGGACUCUUGCCGUGUCUUGAGCGAUGAGGGAUUUGAUGUGACCUAUCUGCCUGUCGGGAAGAACGGGCUGAUCUCCAUGGAUGAUCUCAAGGCGGCUAUCCGUCCGGACACAGCACUGGUUUCGGUCAUGGCUGUCAAUAAUGAAAUCGGAGUCAUUCAGCCUUUGGAGGAGAUUGGAAAGCUCUGCCGCUCUAAAAAGAUUUUCUUCCACACGGAUGCCGCCCAGGCUGUCGGCAAGAUCGCCAUCGAUGUCAACAAAAUGAACAUUGAUCUCCUGAGCAUCAGCGGACACAAGAUCUACGGACCCAAGGGAGUCGGUGCCCUCUAUGUCCGCCGCAGGCCAAGAGUCCGUCUCGUUCCCCUGCUGACUGGAGGUGGACAAGAACGUGGUCUCCGCAGCGGCACUGUGCCCGCACCUCUGGCGGUCGGACUUGGCGAGGCCUGUAGAAUUGCCACUGAGGAAAUGGCUUAUGACCAUGAGCGCGUCAAACGCCUGUCAGAGCGCCUGAUUACUGGCAUCCAGUCCCAAGUCAGCCAUGUGUACAGAAAUGGAGACGAAAUUCAAAGCUAUCCUGGCUGCGUGAACCUGUCGUUUGCUUACGUCGAGGGAGAGUCCCUCCUUAUGGCCCUGAAGGACAUUGCUCUGUCAUCCGGAUCCGCUUGCACCUCUGCAUCACUGGAACCCUCGUAUGUGCUCCGUGCGCUGGGAGCCGAGGAUGAUAUGGCUCACAGCUCGAUUCGAUUCGGAAUCGGUCGUUUCACGACAGAGGAGGAGAUCGACUUUGUCAUCUCGCGCGUUGUAGCCCACGUUGAUAAGCUGAGGGAGAUGAGUCCGCUCUGGGAGAUGGUGCAGGAGGGCAUUGACAUCUCUAAAAUUGAAUGGGCCCAGCAUGCCUAAACCAUCAAGGCCCCACCUUUUUUUUUUUAGUUCCGCUGCAUUUGAAAGUUUUUCAUAUUAUGUAAAGAAAUUAAAUAUGAGUGUAUACAUUUGAGUUGACCUGAGUUGCCCGAUCAACUUGCCAGCCUUUAUGCUAAUAAAAAAGAAAAAAAG